CAAACCCAACAUGUAGUAACAAGAACAAUCAAUGCAGGAAGAGCUGUCAGAAUCCAAGGGUUGGUUCAUUGGUAAAUAUCACAGUCUCAUUGCUUUUCUUCAAAAUGACAGUUGCAUUGUCAAAUAAUUGAUUGCAUAGCACACAAUGACAUAAUGAAGUGAUUGUGUGCUAAAAAGCCUUGUGACCUCAUCACUAUGUGGUCACAAAAACCAUAAGUUGUUGUCAACUCUGAUGAAAAGCUUAGUGAUGUCACAAAGGUGUCAAAGCACUUGCAGGAGCCCGAGCAGCUGCCAAUACUUUGGCAACAGACAAGUCAACAACAGCCCAACAAUGGAGAUGGAGAAUUACUGCAUCAAGGCGGAGGUCAUCCUCCCGUUGGUGCAGAAAUACUUUGAGCGCAUCCAGCCAGCGCAGUGGAGCAUGCUGGCCACAGGGACCAUUGACUCAGCCACGCAGGUCAUCCUGGCGGACAUGUGCACGGACAUCACGCAGAAACUCUGCGCCGACACCAUCCGAGUCAUCAUCCCAGAGUUUAAGCAGCGCAUUCAGAGUGCCGAGAAGAAAAGAAUGAGGCUCAAAGUGGAAGGCGGAUUGAGCACCGCCUUCGCCUCGGCACUCAGUGUCCCGGAGCAGCGCAGCAAGAGCUCCCAAAAGCUGGACUCCCUCUUCAAGAGGGAGAUCUCGCAGAGAGUCAAUGACACCUUGUCAUCAGCCACCAGCACAGCCAGCCAGCUGGUGCCACUUAUUUACAUCCCGGGCACCUUCACCAAGAUAGAGGUUCUGGCUAAGAUGGUGCAACUAGCCUGUGGUGCACUUAAGGUUUACCUGAGCAAGAUGUACACAAUGUGCUUCCGCCCGUGCUGGCGCCAAAAGAGCAGACAGGAACCUCCCUGUGACUCAAGGGGUGGGAACAUGUGCAUUUUCAACCGUGAAGAAACCACAGAGGCGGUGAUGAACAUCCUACGCAAAUGGACCGACAGCGAGGACAAGGGCGAGAAGGACAACCGCACUAUCGUGAACGUGCGCCCAAGUCUCGGUCCUGGGUCGCAACUGGCACGCCAAAACACGUGGCCAACACCAGGCGGAGGAGAUUGAGGUAGUCAGGAGAUAAGGGGGGUCCGGCCGGAUCAGCAUCUGGGAGCUAAGACGGGCUGAUUUGGGGACAGGCCGACAUUGAUUCAACCAUUGAUUCAGUCAGCCUGGAGUCUUUGACCAGAGCUUUCGGCGAGCAGCAAUCGAGGCAGGCCACCAACGUCUUCACUCGUGGCUAGCCGAGGCCGGGGCUUGGCGGCAUCUCGGCCUACAUGGGCAAGUCCCCGCUCC
Molecule: messenger RNA, 1324 nt
Organism: Syngnathus acus (greater pipefish)
Lineage: Eukaryota; Metazoa; Chordata; Actinopteri; Syngnathiformes; Syngnathidae
Exons: 2
Coding region: 233-1096 (287 amino acids)
Source: RefSeq, a predicted model, not a curated record